UUGUCAGGCUUACUAAAUAAAGUAUGAUAAAAUCAGGAUCACAUGACUUUAGUCGUUUGGCGCGUCAUUACCUAGGUACUCGUGAUAAUUCCAAAACAACCUCGCUUUGUAGUAAAACUGAACCUGGGUUCUGGAAAUGACGAGCCUUACCCAGAGCGAUUGCAAUGUCAUUGCAAAGCACCCAUUGAGAAACUCUUUAGAUCAUCUACGACUUAUUCUUGAAGAUGCAGAGCAUUUCUGCCGCCCGCAUCUAAACUCUUAUGAUAGUGCUGUUGAUACUCCGUCCUCAGCUUGUCAAGAGGCAAUAUCAGACCUUCUCGGCGCUUUGAUGACACAGAAAUCAGCAUUCAAUCUUUCCUCCCGAUUAGGCAAUCGCAAUUUGGCUUCGGACAUCUCUAAUCUUUUCGGAUAUGUUCAACAGAAUGACUUCAGCUAUGAAGUCUAUCGUGCACUGUCACAACUCGUCAUUCGAAAGGCCCUGGACAUCGACAUCUGGACUGCUGUUAUCAACCUCAUUAUUACUGUCCUGCGUUCCACUCCUCCGCCUAGCACGCCAUUUAUUCAACAAACCCCAAUUACGUAUAAUAUGAGCAGCCUUGUCAACUCGAGUGAAUAUCGCAAAGACGUCGAUAAUGUGCUGAAAGAGGAUAUAGGACCGAUGUCCAUUGAUAUCCCUGGGUUCUACGAAGCUUUCUUUGAAGAGGUGACGGAUCUUGAGCACAUUGCUGAUACAGUUUUUAAGAAAUGCAUGCAGGGCGAUACUCCGCAAUAUCAUGAGAAGGAUGGCUGGAAGGAAUGGCCUGGGGAUGCAAAGGAACAAGAUGUCUUGAAAUGGCUUUCUCAAAUGAUAACUCUGUUCACGGGCUAUGCUGAGGAGUUGUUUCCAACUUUCAACAUUCAACGAAGGUUAUUGAUACAGCCUCAUCAACCUCUAUUAGGCUCAACGGCGAAACGUAAGCUUGAUAUUGGCAUUGUGAAUGGUGUAGCUGCUGAUAAAGCUGUUAAGUAUCACUGGCAGCAGAUUCUUGUGCCAGGAGAACUGAAGAAUGACCGCGAAUAUGAUAAACCUUCAUUGGCAGGUCUUGAUCUGGGAAGGUAUGCAAGAGAAGUACUUUUGUGUCAGGAGACUCGUCGUUUUGUUCUUGGAUUUACACUCUGCGGAUCUCUUAUGCGGUUAUGGGAAUUUGAUCGAUUGGGUGCGAUCGCAUCCACGCAUUUUGACAUCAAUAAAGAGGGACAGCGAUUUGUCGCCACUGUGCUUGGAUUUCUCUGGAUGAGCAAGGAGCAGCUUGGAUAUGAUCCCACCAUUAUUGAUGCUGAAGGCAUUAAGUAUAUUGACAUUGAACGAAAUGGACAAAAGGAACGUCUCAUCAUUGAUGGAUUGAUGACGCGGGCGCAGUGCAUCACAGGCCGUGCCACAACUUGCUGGAAGGCCCAUCAAGAGAAUGGUGAUUCACAGAUACCUCUUGUGAUCAAAGACUCGUGGCAAUACUCGGAGCGUGACGAAGAAGGUGAACUGCUGCGUGAGGUGACUGGGAAGAACGUGGUCAAUGUAGCGAGAUACUAUCAUCAUGAGACGGUUUGCGUGAGUGGCAAAGAUGAUGAUAUUCUUAACGCCGUUCGAAAGGGCCUGGAUGUUACACAGACGUCAAACCGUUUGAUACUGCCUUUGAGUAGAAGUGAGUCCCGUACCUCGCUCGAUAGACGAAGUAGCAGUACCACUGGGCGGAAGCGAUCCUCCAGCCGCGCCGACACAUCACUGCCGCCGCCAAGAAAGCGGAUUCAGUCUAGUUCUCCAGUUAAGACAGCAAAAACUAGUACUGCAAACCGCGUGCAUCGUCGUGUCAUCAUCCGUGACUACGGGAAGGCAAUCUACAAAGCAAGUUCGAGGGUUGCCCUGCUCGAGACACUGAAGGGCUGCAUUGAAGGAUAUGAGUCUUUACAUAAAAAGGCUGGUAUGCUUCAAUGUGAUAUCUCACCAAACAACCUCAUGAUGAAUGAAGAUGACAGUAAUCCUUCCUUUCGGUCAUUCCUGAUUGACUUGGACCUUGCGAUCAAGGAACAACGGGAGGGAUUUUCAGGAGCUCGAGGCAAAACUGGCACACGGGCAUUCAUGUCCAUUGGCGUGCUUCUCGGCGAAAAGCAUUCCUUCAUGCAUGAUCUCGAGUCAUUCUUCUGGGUGCUUUUCUGGAUAUGCAUUCACUAUGAUGAAUUGGGGAAAGGGAGAACUGUUCCGCGGUUUGAGAAGUGGAAUUAUGUGAGCACGGAAGAGUUGGCUGGAAUGAAGAUAGGUGUGAUUGCUGCAGAGGAUGUGUUCUUGAAAACAAUGGAUGACAACACUACUGUCCAUUAUCAACCAUUGGUCCCUUGGGUCAACAAGCUACGGAGGGAUGUUUUCCCUGGCAAUGGAAGGUGGAAAACCCCCAAUCCAAAUUUGUAUUCUGAUAUGAAGAAGGUACUGCAGAAGGCCCAGAACGACCCAGAGGUGUUGAAGUAAUGUAUUCAAUAUUCUUUUAUUCUCUUUUUCCUCACACUCUCCCCUUUCUCUGAUUUUAUAUAUACCCCUGCUUAAACUUGUGCGUUGGGAUUUGGAUUAGUUUGGAAGUCUUUUGUAAAGUAGAAUGAAUUUUUAGCAAGAGUCGAAAUAGUUACAUAAUCUCAUUUAGUUCUAUCAAUUAUUCUGAUUUUUAUCCGUCGCAGAGGACUUUGGGAUAAGGGAAAUUGACCAGGCAUAAGUACACUAAAGCUAGAAAACAGGGACAAUCUGUAACGGCGUGGCAAGCAUGACUAUAUAAGCGAG
Molecule: messenger RNA, 2800 nt
Organism: Blastomyces dermatitidis ER-3
Lineage: Eukaryota; Fungi; Ascomycota; Eurotiomycetes; Onygenales; Ajellomycetaceae
Exons: 1
Coding region: 137-2497 (786 amino acids)
Source: RefSeq, a predicted model, not a curated record